Neopelma chrysocephalum (saffron-crested tyrant-manakin) is the source of this 2620-nucleotide messenger RNA. It is a transcript of the gene SEMA4A, whose product is annotated as semaphorin 4A. Gene Ontology annotation, biological process: semaphorin-plexin signaling pathway; neural crest cell migration; negative regulation of axon extension involved in axon guidance. The transcript is spliced from 14 exons. Gene Ontology annotation, molecular function: semaphorin receptor binding; chemorepellent activity. Lineage: Eukaryota; Metazoa; Chordata; Aves; Passeriformes; Pipridae. The record is from RefSeq and is a predicted model, not a curated record. The coding region runs from base 169 to 2595 and encodes 808 amino acids.
UCGGUGCGGGGCGGGCUCGAGCUGUGCAGCCCCGUGUCCGUCUGUCGGGGUGUCCGUCGGUCUGUCGGCGCGGGGGGGGCCUCAGCCGGCCGAGGUACUGCCGUAGCCAUGGCGACGUGAGCCGGAUGCGGGGCCGGGGGAUGCUGCUCCCGCCCGCCCGCCGCAGGGAUGGUGCUGGGACCCUCUCGGGGCACAUCCCUGCCGCCCCCCGCCAUGCCCGCCGCCCUCCGCCUGCUCUGCGGGGUGGUGGUGCCGGCUGCCAUGCUCUGCACCGAGCCCCUGCCCCGCAUCACCUUCCCCAGCGAGGACCCACGACGGACCCUCACCCACUUCAGCCAGGACAACGUCUCGCACUAUGACAUCUUCCUCCUGGAUGAGAGUGAGGAGGAGCUGUAUGUGGGGGCACGUGACCGGGUGCUGGCCCUCACUGUCACCCCUGGGAGCAUCCGUGCAAGAGCCUCGAUAAUGUGGGGACCCACGGCUGAGAAAACCUCUGAGUGUGCUUUUAAGAAGAAGAGCCAAGAGACUGAGUGCUUCAACUUCAUCCGAGUCCUGGUGGCCCUGAACCAGACCCACCUCUACGCCUGUGGGACCUAUGCCUUCAGCCCUGCGUGCACCUACAUCCACCUGGAGAACUUCACACUGGUGUCCAGUGGCAGAGGACAACCCUUCCUGGAUGGGAAGGGCCAGUGCCCCUUUGACCCCCAGCACAACUACACGGCCCUGCUGGUGGAUGGUGAGCUCUACGCUGGCACCAUGAACAACUUCCAGGGCAACGAGCCCAUCAUCUCCCGCUCGCUGGGCACCCGCACCCUGCUCAAGACAGACGCCUUCCUGCGCUGGCUCUCAGGUGAGCAGGGGGUCGGUCCUGUGCCGGGGGUGCCUGCAGCCCCCUCGACUCCAGCUCCUCACCCACCUGCCCUGGCUGUGCCUGUAGAUGAUGCUGCCUUCGUGGCCUCCUUCAGCAUCCCCGGGGACGACAAGGUCUACUUCUUCUUCGAGGAGACGGCCGAAGAGUUCGACUUCUUCGAGCGGCUCCUGGUGCCACGGGUGGCCCGUGUCUGCAAGAGUGAUGUGGGGGGGGACAAGGUGCUGCAGAAGAAGUGGACGACAUUCCUGAAGGCACAGCUCGUGUGCUCCCAGUCCGGCCACUUCCCCUUCAACGUCAUCCACCACGCCUUCGCCCUGCCCCGCCCUGGCGGCGGUGCCGACUUCUACGCCGUCUUCACCUCGCAGUGGCAGGCAGGCAGGGCGGGCAGCGCCGCCGUCUGUGCCUACAGCCAGAAGGAUCUGGAGAAGGUCUUCGAGGGCAAGUACAAGGAGCUGAACAAGGAGAGCUCCCGUUGGACUGUCUACAGCGGCCCUGACAUGAGCCCCCGGCCUGGCAGCUGCUCCGUGGCUCCCUCCUCAGACAAAGCCCUCACCUUCAUGAAAGACCAUUUCCUGAUGGAUGAGAAGGUGUCACCCAUCCAGGGGAGGCCGCUCCUGGUGAAGUCAGACGUCACCUACACGCGCAUCGCAGUGGAUGAGACUCGUGGCAUCUCAGGGACCACCUACCGUGUCCUGUUCCUGGCCACAGCAAAGGGUCUCCUGCACAAGGCAGUGGAGCUGCCCGAGGGUCCCCACAUCGUGGAGAGCAUCGAGCUCUUCCGGACGCCGGAGCCGGUGAAGAACCUGCUGCUGGCCCCGGGGAAGGGCACCCUCUAUGUGGGCUACUCCAGAGGUGUCCUCCAGGUCCCACUGGCCAACUGCAGCCUGCACCGGAGCUGCGCCGAGUGUGUGCUGGCACGGGACCCCUACUGCGCCUGGCAUAGCCCCGAGGGCUCCUGCCAGCCCACCCGCAUGGCCACUGAGGACAGGAGCAUGUGGCUGCAGGACGUCGAGACGGGGAGCCCGGCCAACACAUGCCACCGCGGGAGGAGCGUGGCCAUGCCCCGAGCCUGGGGGGCACCGGAGGAUCCCACCAUACAGGUGCUCAACCCCCAGCCAAACACCAUCGUCCACCUGCUGUGCCCCUGCCACUCUGCACUGGCCACCUACAGCUGGCAGCAGCCCAGCAGUGCCCAGAAGGACACGAUGCAGCUGCCUGACCACACGCUGGUGGUCAUCAUGCAGCCGGAGACAGCCGGCAUCUACAAGUGCCAGGCCACGGAGAACGGCUACACCUGGACCGUGGCUCACUAUCAGCUCAAGGGCUCUGUUGGGGCAGCCCUGGGGGAUGGGCUGGAUGAAGAGGAGCUGGCCUGGGGGUCCUCGGCCAUUGGCACCCCCGGGUCAUACUGGUCGCAGUUUGUGACGGUGACGGUGCUGCUGGUGGUGACAGUGACCGCGGCCGCCUGCCUGGCCCUGCUCGCCUACCGCGACCAGCUCAAGGCCCGCAGCAAGGUGCGGGGCUGCAGCGCUCCCCACAGCCCCCCAUCCCGCCACCGGGAGAAGGUGCCCCUCAACGGGGGCACCGGAGAGCCCCCGGCGCCCGGAGCCGCUGCUGAGGAGGAGGAGGAGGACGAAGGCUCCCACGCUUGCUGCCUCCAACUCGACGGGGACAUCGACGUGGACAACAACCGGCUCCACGUGCCGGGGCAGAACACGGCGUGACACUGUCAGGGGACACCCUGGGGAG